AUGCCGAAGGCCGCGGCGUCUGUGGCCUCGAGGCCGCUCUUGGGCGCCGCGACGCGUCCUGCCAUAAAGGCGGCGCCGCUGCACCGCCAGCUGUCGCAGACGCCCUACCUGGGGCGGUUCACGCCCCAGCACCCCAGGUCGGGAUGCAGAGGUGCCUGUAGGGGUGUGUUUAGGGUGGUGGGCGCCGCCGUAGCGUCGCCCCGUGCAGGGGCUGCGGUGGCCACUCCGCCGCCAAAGGAGGCGCAUGGCUUUGAGCUCGUCUCCGACGAAUUCGUCAAGGAGUACGACUCCCAGGUGCUGACCUAUCGGCACAAGAAGACAGGUGCUGAGGUUCUGUCAUUGGUAAAUGACGAUGAGAACAAGACCUUCUCCGUGGUCUUCAGGACGCCUGUGACUGCCUCAACCGGGAUUCCCCACAUCUUGGAGCACUCUGUCUUGUGCGGCUCCAGAAAAUACCCAGUCAAGGAGCCUUUUGUGGAGCUCUUGAAAGGGUCCCUUUUCACGUUCCUGAAUGCCAUGACUGCCCCUGAUCGUACCUACUACCCGGUGGCCUCCUGUAAUCUACAGGACUAUUACAAUUUGAUGGACAUCUACCUGGACGCUGUGUUCUUCCCAAGGUGCAUCAAGGAUCCACUUGUCUUCCAGCAGGAAGGGUGGCACCAUGAGCUGGAGAAAGAGGAGGACCCUUUAACAUACAAAGGAGUGGUGUUCAAUGAGAUGAAGGGUGUCUACUCAUCCCCAGACCAGACCCAUGGCCGCCGUGUCAUGCAAGUUCUGUUCCCUGACAACAACUACCAGCAUGACUCUGGCGGUGACCCCAAAGUGAUACCAAACCUCACAUACAAGGAAUUCCAGGACUUCCAUGCCGCCUACUAUCAUCCCAGCAACUCCAGAAUCUGGUUCUCUGGCGAUGAUCCUCCCGUCGAACGCCUCAGGAUUCUGGACGAAUACCUUAGAAAGUUUGAGAGGAGGGAGGUGGACUCCUCUGUCACGCCACAGGCCCUGAUGACAGCACCCAAGCGGAUUGUUGAAAGAUUUGCAGCUGGAGAGAAAGACCAAAAGGCGUUCGUGUCGGUCAACUGGGUGCUGUCGGACUCGCUCUUUGACACGGAGACACAGAUCGCAUUCAGAGUGCUGGACUAUCUCAUGCUUGGCACUCCUGCAGCCCCAUUGUACAAAGCGCUCAUGGAUAGCGGUCUUGGGGAGGCACUCAUUGGGCAUGGGCUGGACACCGACAUGAAGCAGCCAUUCUUCUCUGUGGGGCUGAAGGGAGUUGCCACAACAGAUGGAGACAAGGUGGAGAAAGUGGUUAACGAUGAGCUUCUGAGGCUCUCCAAGGAGGGCUUCUCUGACUCGGCAGUUCAAGCUGCUCUGAACACCAUCGAGUUUUCACUUAGGGAGAACAACACUGGCAAUUUUCCAAGGGGUCUGGCGCUGAUGUUUGCAGCGGUCAAUGCAUGGAUCUACGAGAAGAAACCCACUGAAAACAUAAAGUGGCAAGAAGAUCUUGCAGCAUUCAAGAAGCGGUUGGCAACUGGGGAGAAUGUGUUUGGGCCUCUGAUCACCAAAUACCUACUAGAGAACCCCCAUAAAGUGACACUGGAGAUGCAGCCAGAUCCUCAACUUGCAGGCGAAACGGCGGAACAAGAAUUGGAGCGACUCAAGAAAGAGCGGCAGGCCAUGAGCAAGGAAGAGAUCUCGAUGACCGUGAAGAGCACCAAAGAGUUGAAGCACCACCAGCUGAUGCCAGAUCCUCCAGAAGCCCUGAAAUCCAUUCCCACUCUGAAACUGGAUGAUAUUCCCAAGGAAAUCAAGACGAUACCCACUGCUGAGCAGCAGGAGAGCAGCUCGACCAUCCUGUCACAUGAUCUGUUUACAAAUGACAUCCUGUACUUGGAGACUGUUUUGGAUAUGAGGGGCAUACCUGCACGCCUGCUGCCCCUGGUUUCCCUCUACUGCGAGUGCGUGACACAGAUGGGGACAGAAGACUACAGCUUUAUUGAACUGACUGAGCAGAUUGAUGGUAAGACAGGCGGAAUCUCUGUGUACCCAUUCGUCACGGACGUUCGUGGCCAGGAAGAGCCCGUUGCCAAAAUCAUCGUGAAGGCCAAGACCACAAAGGACAAGGUUGGCGAUCUGAUGGAUUUGCUGCAAAACGUGUUGCUCAAAGGGAAACUGGACAACCAGCAGAGGUUCAAGCAGAUGGUUCUUGAGAACAAAGCCGCAUUGGAAUCAGGCCUUGUUGACAGUGGCCACAGAUUUGCGAGCCAGCGUCUUGCUGCCCAGAGGAGCAUCGCAGGCUGGGUGUCGGAGGUCACUGGCGGCCUGUCCUACCUUGAAUACGUGAGGAGCCUGGUGGACAGGGUGGACUCUGACUGGCCAGGUGUGCAAGCCGAUCUGGAAGCAAUCCGCUCAGCGUUGCUGACCCGCAAUGGUGCCAUUAUCAACAUGACUGCUGAUGAGGACACGCUGGGGAUCACGCGGCCAUACAUGUCAGAGUUCUUGGAUGCUCUGCCAUCCGACGCAAAGGACAAGGCGGACUGGUCUGUGAUGUUACCACGAGUCAACGAGGCGAUCGUUGUGCCCACCCAGGUGAACUAUGUCGCAAAGAGCAUCAACCUGUACAAAGAUGCUGGCUACCAGCUCGAAGGAUCCUCCUUUGUAAUCGAAAAGAGCCUGUCACGGUCGUACCUGUGGGACCGUGUCCGUGUGGUGGGUGGUGCAUAUGGCGCCGCGGGCAGUUUUGACCAACACUCUGGCAACUUCACCUUCUGGUCAUACAGGGACCCCAACCUUCUGGGGACCUUAGAUGUCUAUGAUGGCACUGUAGACUUCUUGAAGAAUCUGGACCUGGACGACACUGCCCUGGCACAGGCCAUCAUUGGAGCCAUUGGAGACGUGGACUCCUACCAACUCCCUGAUGCUAAGGGGUACACCGCACUGGUGCGGCAUCUGCUGAACAUCACUGAUGCCGAGCGGCAGGAACGUCGGGACCAAAUCCUGGGCACGCAGGUAAAGGACUUCCACAAAUACGCAGAGUAUCUGGAGAGUGUCAAGGGACCCGAGGCACGGGUGGUGGCGGUCACCUCCCCUGACGCCGCCAAGGAGGUGUCAGACAAGAUGCCCAACUUCUGGGAGGUCAACAACGUACUUUAA
Messenger RNA from Ostreobium quekettii, 3156 nucleotides. Lineage: Eukaryota; Viridiplantae; Chlorophyta; Ulvophyceae; Bryopsidales; Ostreobiaceae. The record is from the annotation of a GenBank genome assembly.